This is a messenger RNA of Triticum aestivum (bread wheat), 483 nucleotides long. RefSeq lists its product as uncharacterized. Lineage: Eukaryota; Viridiplantae; Streptophyta; Magnoliopsida; Poales; Poaceae. The record is from RefSeq and is a predicted model, not a curated record. The transcript has a single exon. The coding region runs from base 130 to 432 and encodes 100 amino acids.
GCAUUACAUCCCCCCUCCUAUAUACCGCCUCAAACGCCUCCGCCUCGACCGAUCCCAUCUGAUCGACCACCUACACCGUCCCAGAUCAAACAGCCGCCAAGCACAAGCACCACGGGCGUUCCACCGGCCAUGGCGCUCCGGCAGCUCUGCCUCUGCGGCCUGUGCGUGCUCCUCCUCCUGCAGGCCGUCCCGUCGGCCUGCGGCGGGCGCAGCCCCCCGCAGCCGUGCUACAAGACGGUGACGGGCGUGCCGAGCUGGUGCGCGGGGGAGUUCAUCCUGGCGCUCUUCGACGGCGUCAAGAACCACCCCAUCAAGGAGUACUGCUGCGUGCAGCUCGCCUGCGUCGGCGAGCCGACGUGCGCCUCCGUGCUCCGCGGCGUCUGCCCGCCCCCGAAGCAGUAUCUGCCGUGCCCGCCGCACCAAUACACGUAGCCUAUAUACAUAUAUACAUACAAGCGUGCGUGUGUGUGAUGCGAUCUGCAA